Messenger RNA from Exaiptasia diaphana, 3664 nucleotides. Its product is annotated as transient receptor potential cation channel subfamily A member 1. The record is from RefSeq and is a predicted model, not a curated record. NCBI's taxonomy places the organism in Eukaryota, Metazoa, Cnidaria, Anthozoa, Actiniaria, Aiptasiidae. Gene Ontology annotation, molecular function: monoatomic ion channel activity; protein binding. Gene Ontology annotation, cellular component: membrane. The transcript is spliced from 12 exons. Gene Ontology annotation, biological process: monoatomic ion transport; transmembrane transport. The coding region runs from base 248 to 3664 and encodes 1138 amino acids.
AUGAAAAUGUACCUGCAAAAAAGCCUUUAUUGCAUGGAUUACUAUUCCUACUAUACUAUUUCGUUUCUUUAUCUUUUGACUAAAUCUUUUGAAUUCAAUUAACUWUUCUUCUGAGUAUGUUUCUAAAUAGAGCGUGACAUUCCAUGCUGGGCCAUACAAACCAUUCGAGUCAGMGUUGGCAGAGCAAAUAUUCGCUCCACUCGACGAACUUAGUAUUUAAUAUUUGUCGUAUUUGAGCUCUAUAUUAAUGGAUAACAAAAGCUUUCAAAAAUCAUACGAUAGUUUGGACAGGAGAAAAGGGUUUGAUAUCGCUGGAAGCAACAARGAGAGCAGUAAAAAAAAGAAACACCGGCCAAGAUGGAGCGUUGUUGUCAAGAACACAACACUAGAGAUGAGCGAAUUUACCAAAAAAGCAAGCUCUGCCGUAUCGGAUGUCCACGAAGCUGUACGAGAAGGAACACUGGACUUAGUCGAACAAGCUAUAGCCAAAGCGAAGAAAAACCGUUCGCUCGAUGAACUCGAUGAGAUUGGACUUUCUAGUUUACAUCAUGCCGUACGUUACAACCGGGUCGAAGCAGUGUCAUCGCUUUUAAAGCAUGGCGCGCAGGUUAAUAUUUUGACCAGGGAAGAAGGGAAUACACCACUCCAUAUAUCCUCCAGGUACGGAUGGCUUGAGACAACCAAACUCCUCCUCGAGCAUGGUGCAGACCCUAACAUCAGAAACAUCCAUGGAACUACCCCACUGCACCUUGCAUGCAGACGUGGAAACAAACUCGUUGUAGGAGUAUUACUAAACACUGUAAGAAUCGAAGUGAACAUCCCAGACAAGUCUCUUAUGAUUCCACUUCAUGUUGCAGCAAUUCAAGGGGAUGGCGAACUCUGCAAAAUGYUGAUGGACAAAGGAGGAGAUUACGAAGCUCAGGCCGCGGAUAAGAUGACGCCGUUGCUUGUUGCGGUCGCAAAUUGUAAUAGGUCUGCGGCAAAUGCUAUAUUGGACAAAGUUAUUGCAGUCUCAAAUGACUUCUCCUUCAUCGCCAAAGCCCGCGAUGUGGACAGCAACAGUAUCCUCCAUCUUGCUGCCAUGACAAACAGUCUGGAAAUCGCGGAGAAGAUUCUGAAAUAUGAUAAGAAUGUGAAUUUGCUGACGAACAAUUUUCAGACACCUUUGCAUAUAGCCUCAGUAAAGGGGCAUCUUGAUAUGGUUAAGCUUCUUGUGUCGAAUGGUGCAGAUAUUCGUGCGAAAGCGUUCGAUGGGCGCACGGCACUACACAGAGCAGCCACAUUUGGUCAUACCGAAACCAUAAACUUCCUUUUAGAAAAAGGUGCAGUUGUUGAUGCUCGAGACUACGGCAACAGAACACCAUUCCUCGUCGCUGUGGAAUCAGGCCAGACCGACUCUGCGUUGCUCCUUCUAUUGAAAGGAGCAAAGAUCAAUGCUUAUGAUGCAAUGGUAAAGAAUUGUCUGCAUCUUGCUGUUGAGAAUAAUCAACUGGAUACUCUGAAGGCUCUGUUGGACGUUGAAGGGUGCCAUGAAAACUUAUAUAGUCCGGAUAUCCAGGAGAGGGUGCCUCUUCAUUAUGCUGCAAUGUGCAGUAAUAUUAAGGUUCUUCAAGCCGUUCUUCCUAAGCAGAAGAGAUUUGCCUUCCAAGACGAGAACCAACAAACACCGAUGUAUCUGGCUGCAGAGGCUGGACGAGUUGAGCACGUCGAGGAGCUGGGGAGAGCUGGUUCUCCUGUUAAUGAACGCGAUGAUGAGGGAAAAUCAGCAUUGCACGUCGCUGCAGCCAAAGGACACAAAAAAGUGUGCCUCAAGCUACUCAAACUUGGUGCAGACAUCAAUUAUAGAGACAACAACAGGUGUACACCGCUUAUACUCGCAUCAAGAAACGGAGUCUCCAAAACAUGCGAGGGACUUCUAGAAAACGGUGCCCGGAUUGACGAUGUCAAUAAUCAGGGUGAUACGGCUUUGCUUGAAGCAAUUCGACACAAUCGCGUGACCGUCGUAGAGAUGUUGUUAGACACUGGAGCUUCGAUUCUAAUUCGCAACAAUGAAAACUUGGGUGUUAUUGACGUUGCUGUUAAAUAUGGAUCUUCGGAAUCAGCAAUGGCCAUCUGCAAGCAUUCAAGAUGCAGGGAAGUCCUUGAUGAUAAGUCAGGGCCUUAUGGGCAUUCACCGAUGAAGCAAUUUAUUGCCCAUUUUCCCGAGGCCGCUCAACACAUCAUGGAUAGCUGCAUCUAUCCAGUGGAACAGAUGAGCUCAAAUAAUCCAGACUACGCUUUGUAUUACGAUUUUACUCUUCUGGACCCAGGACCCGACGAUCCGUCGUCAGUUAAGAAUAASCGAUACUUUGGUCCCGAUACUAUGGUUGAAUACCAUCGCUCUGACCUUCUUCUACAUCCCCUUACUCAAAUGCUUCUUCAAAAGAAAUGGGCAACGAUUGGGAGACUUGUUUAUGCUAUAAAUUUCAACASCUACUUGGCUUUUAUAAUCUGUUACUCUAUUUUCCUAGUUUUGGAAAGGAGUAAGAUUACUUUUGGYGGAUUCGCUGCAGCUAAAAAAGAAAAUCCAAACGAAAAGGCCUCGUCAUUGUACAAUAAAAGUGGGCUUAGUGAUAUCUUGCCUAUACUGAUAAUGGGUUUCGCGGUUAUUCAAAUGGCGAAGGAAGUUAUCCAGGUGUUUUUGCGAAGGCUGGCUUAUUUUACAGAUCUCACGAAUUUACUAGAGUGGCUCCUGUACGCGUCGGUCGUAACAUUUCUGAUUCCUUACGCGGCACCUGAUGAUUGGGUUAACGAUCAUUAUGGAGCAAUGAGCGAACCCCUGAACAUGUGGAUCAUCGGGAUCUUCUCGAUCUUCUUAACCUAUGUGAACUUCAUUCUGUACUUAACGCGUUUCUCCACACUUGGUCUGUACAUCACAAUGCAUAUGGAGGUCAUGAAGACGCUGGUCAAAGUAAUGGUCGUGUUUAUGGUGUUUAUAAUAGGCUUUGCACUCGUUUUCUACGUUCUAUUCAAAGAACAGGACGACUUCCUUAACAUGGGGCGCUCGAUUAUGAAAACAAGCAUUAUGAUGCUGGGYGAGCUUGAGUACUCUGAUGUAUUCGUCGCAACCAUCAAAAGUACUGGAAACACAACUACUGCCAAUCCCAAAAACCCAUUUCCUGAAACAGCGUUCUUUUUCAUCUAUCUCUUUGUUUUCAUCGUGUGCAUCGCCUUAAUGAAUCUACUGGUCGGUCUUGCAGUUGGAGACAUCGAUAAGGUUCAACGAGAGGCAACACUGAAAACCCAAGCAAUGCGAGUGGAAUUUGUUUCACAAAUAGAGAAAAAGUAUCCAAGGUUCAUAACACGACUCGUUUAUAAGAAAGGGAUUGUUUUCUUCCCCAAUAAAGUCUCGUGGAUAACACGAGUUUACAGAUUAUUCACUGGAAGUACAGGCGCCGUAAAAAAUCGCAUGCCGUAUUAUCAACAAGAAGAGUCUUAUAAAGAYCUAAAAUCUCAAUUAGUGAAAACAAAGAAACGCGUUAAGACAAUAAUCCUUACCCUCNCGGAGGGGCUGGGAAGGACGAAAAGGCAGGCGGAGUACUCCUCCUAUUCAUUGUUCCUAUUCAUCUCUCAGCGCCAGUUUUUCUCGGUCAGGACAAAUCAACACAGAAAGACCAAGCAGUGA